AUGUCUUCCUCUCUACUUCGUACCGAUAUGCCCGCACCGCACCUUCGAAAGCCGCUCGAUAGCCAAAGGGGCGCUGGCGGUGAGAUGUCUAUGAUGUCUUUUGUCCAGCCGGACUGUCCUGCUAGAUUUUCCCACCAGGACGACCACCGCAUCAGGGGUCUUAACGCCGAGGCCAUGGCCCGCGUCUUCCUGCCUCCUCCCGCCUGGCUGCUCGCGACGGAAUAUGCGCCCUCCGAUCGGAUGCCGAUGAUUCCCCGACAUCCGUCUUUUUAG
Hirsutella rhossiliensis is the source of this 273-nucleotide messenger RNA. RefSeq lists its product as uncharacterized. The coding region runs from base 1 to 273 and encodes 90 amino acids. The record is from RefSeq and is a predicted model, not a curated record. The transcript has a single exon. NCBI's taxonomy places the organism in Eukaryota, Fungi, Ascomycota, Sordariomycetes, Hypocreales, Ophiocordycipitaceae.